Molecule: messenger RNA, 294 nt
Organism: Rotaria sp. Silwood2
Lineage: Eukaryota; Metazoa; Rotifera; Eurotatoria; Philodinida; Philodinidae
Source: the annotation of a GenBank genome assembly
AUGCAGGAUCAAGAAGCACAACGACUUGGUGCUAAAAGACAACGUUUUCUUUUUAAUCAAGGUUAUUCAUACAAAGCCAUAAGAGGAUUACCGAACGAAGACGAUAAUCCAUUAUUUUCAACCAAAGAAGGUGAUCAAAAAUUACUUCGAACAAUUCUACCACAUAGAGAUUCAAAUGAACAUAAACAAGAAAAAUUUACAAAGAAAAUUGUACCAUCGACGGGAUCGCUUCAGCGACCUGUUAAUCCAUCGAACAAACUUAAACAUGAACUGUUUAAAACAUAUCGAAAAUAG